Molecule: messenger RNA, 6765 nt
Organism: Vidua chalybeata
Lineage: Eukaryota; Metazoa; Chordata; Aves; Passeriformes; Viduidae
Gene: SLC2A2
Product: solute carrier family 2 member 2
Exons: 11
Coding region: 118-1680 (520 amino acids)
Biological process (GO): D-glucose transmembrane transport
Cellular component (GO): brush border; membrane
Source: RefSeq, a predicted model, not a curated record
UCCCAGCUCUGCUGUCCCUCCUUCCCUGCCCGAGCCCUCACCUUGCUCUGCAGCCCAGGACAGUGACUGUUCCCAGAAGGAGAGUGGAGGAGCUGCGGGGUGGAUGAGAAAAGGAAAAUGCAGACAGAGAAGCACCUCACAGGAACAUUGGUCCUCUCUGUCUUCACUGCGGUGUUGGGCUUCUUCCAGUAUGGCUACAGCCUGGGGGUCAUCAACGCCCCCCAGAAGGUGAUAGAAGCACACUACGGGCGCGUGCUGGGCAUUGUCUCCCCGGACAGAUACACCACCAAUGCCUCCGGGGAGGAAGGCACGUUCCCCCAGGCUGGCACAGAGGGCACAUUCCCACCCCAGACUGACAUCAGCGAGGACCUCACUACCUCCCCACACAUCCUCACCAUGUACUGGUCCCUGUCCGUGUCCGUGUUCGCCAUCGGUGGCAUGGUCUCCUCCUUCACCGUGGGCUGGAUCGGCGACCGGCUCGGGAGAGUGAAAGCCAUGCUGGUGGUGAACAUCCUCUCCAUCGCUGGGAACCUUCUCAUGGGGCUGGCAAAAUUUGGGCCAUCCCACAUCCUCAUCAUCUCCGGGAGAGCAGUCACGGGGCUGUACUGCGGGCUCUCCUCCGGACUCGUGCCCAUGUAUGUCAGCGAGGUCUCUCCCACGGCCCUUCGAGGAGCGCUGGGGACGCUGCACCAGCUCGCAAUCGUCACGGGUAUCCUCUUCAGCCAGAUCCUUGGACUAGACUUUCUUCUGGGCAAUGACGAGAUGUGGCCCCUGCUCCUUGGUCUGUCUGGCGUGGCUGCCCUGCUGCAGUUCUUCCUGCUCUUACUGUGCCCUGAGAGCCCCCGAUAUCUUUACAUCAAACUGGGGAAGGUGGAGGAAGCUAAAAAAAAUUUGAAAAGGCUUAGAGGAAAUUGUGAUCCAAUGAAAGAGAUUGAAGAGAUGGAAAAGGAAAAGCAAGAAGCUGCUAGUGAAAAGAAAGUCUCCAUAAGACAGCUUUUCACCUCUUCCAAGUACAGGCAAGCUGUCAUUGUGGCGCUGAUGGUGCAAAUAUCCCAGCAGUUCUCUGGAAUCAAUGCGAUCUUUUACUACUCCACAAAUAUUUUCGAGAGAGCUGGGGUUGACCAACCAGUUUAUGCAACCAUCGGUGUUGGAGUGGUGAACACGAUCUUCACUGUUAUCUCUGUCUUUCUGGUGGAGAAGGCGGGCAGGAGAUCCCUGUUCCUGGCAGGUUUGAUGGGCAUGUUAGUCAGCGCCGUGGCCAUGACAGUUGGGCUUGUGCUCCUGAGCCAGUUUGCCUGGAUGAGCUAUGUCAGCAUGGUUGCAAUCUUCCUCUUCGUCAUCUUCUUCGAAGUGGGGCCUGGGCCCAUCCCCUGGUUUAUCGUAGCCGAACUGUUCAGCCAGGGCCCGCGCCCUGCCGCCAUCGCUGUCGCCGGCUUCUGCAACUGGGCCUGCAACUUCAUCGUGGGAAUGUGUUUCCAGUACAUAGCAGAUCUGUGUGGACCAUACGUGUUUGCAAUCUUUGCGGGUCUGCUCCUCAUCUUCUUCCUGUUUGCGCACUUCAAAGUACCGGAGACGAAAGGAAAGUCCUUUGAGGAGAUUGCAGCUGUGUUCCGCCGCAAGAAGCUCUCGGCCAAAGCCAUGACUGAGCUGCAAGACCUGCGACGCAGCGAGGAGGCAUAGACAUCCCAUGCACCCAGAAAGGAGGGACUGGGCAUGCACCUCCUUCAGGCACCACGGGAAGAAUGUUGGGCAAAAGUCUCAUUUCACAAAAACCUUGCAGCUGGCAGACCAAGAAGACCCAUCCAUUGGAUUUCUUCUGGCUGCUGCAGUUUACACCUCCCAGCCACCAGUGCUAACCUGGAAUUUUCCUCUGAGACACUUGGGACAGCUGGGCUGCAGGACAGGGACAGAGAAAGGACAGGAGGAGUACGGUACAUGUCCGUCUCAAUGCCCUUCUGGAAGAGCCCAGUGGGACAGUGAUCUUACCAGAUGGCAUUGAGCAGGGCUGUCUCUUAGCUGAAAUGAAGGAAAGAGGGGCUGCUGAUGCUGCAGCCUCAUGUUUUCACUUUUUUAUCCCCAUCUCUCUGCUUCAUUCUGGUGAGUGACCUGGUCCCUUUAAAAUCCAACUGCUCGUGCAGUUGUGCCACCAGCACACAGUACUGAUCACCCCAGGUGCUAAGGAAAACAGGUUGAGCAAACACCCCCUUACUCUUGCUUCUGCAGAGGAAGACGGUGGAUCCCACCUGAACCGGCUGAGAUGUACUUCUCUUGCUUUGCUAUCUGUGCAUUAUGGAAAUGCUGUCUUAUCUCAUAAGGAUUUCUCAGUUGCAACAAUUUUUUUGAGAAUCUUAGAAACUGUGGCUGGGCUGAUGGGCACUUUUCCUACAUUUCAGCCAAACUAUUUAGUUCUCUCUUUCCUCCCAGGAAGCCUCUCCUCUCCCCCUUCUCCCUGCUGCAGCACAAGGCACAGCACAACACUAACCACACAAAAGGCCUGGGCACCUCCUUCCCCAUCUGCACCUUCCUUCCCUUCCUUUCAUAGAGUGCUCAAGACCCACAGGCUCCAGGUCCAGCCAAGGGCUCAGGCUGCUCAUAGAGCAACAAUUAAUAAUAACCCAAAGAAGAAAUGGGUAUUGGAAGGUUAACUGGAAGGUGACACUUACCUAACUCCCAUUUUGCAUCACUUAGCAUUUUGCUGGCUGGGUGUGCUUCAGCCAAGACAGUGUGCAAGCAGGAGGUCAUGCCAUUUCCACAGCCUUGUUUGUGCUCCUUUUGCUUCUUUAUGAGACAUUUUUAUGUGGCAGAAUCAAACUCCAAGGAUUUUUCUUCCUUUUUUGGGGGCAUAUUUUGGAACCAUCGUAAAAGCCUGCUCUCUGCUUAAGAUUUCCAUGUUCCUUGUUGUGAUACCAGGUUAGUUUUUAGCAACUUUCUCAGGGUAGAAACCCAUUAUUUAUUUAGAGGUGAAACACCAGCAUUACUUGGUCACUGUGUGCUCACCAUGGCUGUUGGUGAAGCAGUGGCCAAAAUGUAACACAGGAUUGAGCAUAAUGAAAGGCACAAAACAGAUGGGCUGAGGAGGAUCACAUUGCUGCUAUGGGUUUGGUUUUAGGGGAGGUUCAUGCUCCUUUCUAUGUGCCUGAACUUUUUUCCUGUGCAGACUUUACUGUCUUGGUAUUAAGAUCCUACAGCACACUCUGGUCACUUCCAAGUGAUGGGAAGUGCAGCCACAAGGUCCACUGGCAGAAAUGCCUGCCCCUGGUGUGUGCACUGGAGCAGUAAGAUUGCACCACAGGCUUUGCUGGAGUGACUGCUGGGAUUUAACUAGAGGAGAACUGGGUCAGCGCUGUCAUGUGCUGCAGUGGUGGGUGACCCAGGUCUGACACGGGGCACACAGGGCUGCUGGGAACCAGAUCCCAGGCUAGGGAUGGGAAGAGAACAGCAGAGCUGGGGCACAGGUCUGUGUUGAGCUGUCCAGCUGCACACAGGUCCCCCCAGGCGAGGCCAACGGCCACGGCAGGCUCAGAACCACUCCACUGGCUAUGUGUACUGUACGUUAAAUAUAAUGCAUUAUCUGAAUGUACAAAAAGGAGAAAAAAAGAGGAUUCUUGCUAUCAGCAUUGUUAUCUAGGUCUGUUAGAUAAAAGAUGAACAACAUCUAUGACAUGGGAUGGCUUGCGCUGCUGUUUUCCCCCCCUGCACAUCUCAGACAUACAUCCAAUGCCAGAUGGGAGCUAUUUCCCUAGCAGGACACAUUUGCUCCACAGGUGGUAAAAGCUGUGCAAGCCCUCAGCUAAAUCCCUUUGAAACAGGUGGUCCGGAGGUGAGACUUGGGGUUGGAGGUAGCCCUGGAGCUGGUGGCAGCUGGCUUUGGGCCGGGAUGAACCCUGAUGGGAGGGAUGCCAGCGUCUGGCCCCAGCUGUCCACACUGCCCACUUCACCCCACUGUGAAGCACCUCUGCUUGCAUGGUCCUGGUGCAGCCUAAAACCUGGUGCUGGGGCCUCUGUAGGCUUGAGAGGCAGGAGGAACAUUUGGGGAGAAGUGAGGUUCAAAGCAGAUUUGCCACUGCUCUGAGGGCCCAGUCAAGCUGGGUUCCCUGUGGUCAUACAGGGGGUACAAAUUUAUUUCCUAAAAUUCUGCUAAGCUUUGUCCUAUUGUUUGGGGGGCAUCAGUGACUCUGCCAGCAGCUCAGCAGUGAGGGGCCUUAUUGAUGAACAUUGAGCAGUCAGUCCUGGCUUUCCUGUGUCACUGGUGAAUGACAAUAGAAAGCCCAGUUCAGUUACUGUAGUGCAACACAUAAAUCAGUUUAACAAAGCCCACAGUAUUAACAUUGCCCACAGCUACAACACUGAACUUCCCAGAAGAGCUGCCUGGGGGUUCAGAGGCACCUGUGGAAAAUGGAGUGUCAGGCUAUGUUUCCUUGCAGCAGCUGCCAUGUGGAAGGUAAGGGAGUUUAAUCCUUUCAGCCUGGGACAGAGUAAGGCAUUGCUGGCCCUUUGUCCUCCCCAUGGCUGCAGUGAAGGAUCAAGCUGGGCUUUACUGUCACAAGAGCACUUUAACCAUAUGCCAGCACAGGAUGGGGUCAUUAGAGUUAGUUAAAUCUGACGAUAUGUUUACUUUUGUCUCAUCCCAUCAGGCUGAUAAUUAGGACUGUACACUUUAUCUGUCCUUGCUACAUCCAAGUUCCAGUUAAAACUUGUUCUUGAGACACAGCUUGUUGAAUCAUUAUUUUUAUCUCUCGCCUUUACAGUUUUACUAAGUUGCUAAUCAUUAAGAAAAUUUAAAAGACCAAGUCAAACUUAUUAGCUAAAUGGUCGUUGCAUUUUAGUAACAUGCUAAAUAUGUUCUCAUACCAUGCCUGGCUAAUAAUGCAAUAUAAUUAAUAAUCCCUGAGAAAGCAUCUUGUCAGCAAGAGCUUUGACAGUGUUUUCCUAAUGUGCUGAGACAACAGCCAUUAGGACUUUUCUGUUGUGCCAACGGUAUCUAGUCUCCCACUCUCUAGGUUUAAUUUUAAAAUUAGUUUGACUUCCCUAAUUCAAUAAACUUAGGACAUUUGGCCCCAUUAACGCUCUCCACACUAAUUUAUCACAGGUUUUUCUGCCUCAUUUCAACUUGUUUUUCAUCACUGAGAAGCACUACCCUCUAUCUCUGGAGUCAAACAGCUGAUAAUGAUGAAGCUGACCCAAGUACUACUUAUGCAGGGACAAAGUCUUUGAGGUAUGAUGAAUUUUCUGAGGUGUUCAAUGUCCUUAUCUUUCACCGGAAAUCUAUGGGAGCUGAGGAAUUUCAAGGUAGGAUAUCAGGUCGGGAUCCAGCAGAAUGUGUAAGCAUCAGAUUAAAUUUAAGGUAACCGAGUGUGUUCAAGUAUUUCAUGAAAUCCUGAAGCAACACUGGCAAAUUUCACCCAGAGGCACAGCCUGAGUAGCUGUGCUGAAAGGGAAGGAGUCUCCUCCCCAGCACUGGGGCAAUAAAUCCUGGCUGCAGAUCAGCAGUCCUUAAAUUUUACAGGCUGUAGAUACAACUGCAGACCCGAGGCUUGGGGAGUGUCCUGCGUUUUGCCUCCCUGCACUCUGUUCAGGAGAGUGGUUCUGUGACUCUGAUAAACUUCAGGACCCCGCAGGUCAGGGUGGAAUAUCACUGCUCCAGCACUGCUGCAGCCCCAGGAGGAGGGAACAGCUGGAGUUACUUUGUGCUUUCCUUCUUCCGCGUGGGGAAGUUACAAUUACAGUGGUUCCUGCUAGUUCACAGUGUCACCGCACUGUCACCGCUUGCCUCUGAUCCCCUGAGUGUGCCCAGGGUGAUUCCCUGGGCAUUCCAACAUGGGCUCGGCACAGGAAGCAGCUGGUGAACGGCAGGACUAAAGCAGUGCCCGGAGCAGAGUGGGUGCCUGUGGCAAGGUCACUACAGAGGGUCCCUGGCCCCAUUCCUGCGACACAGACACACUGUUCCUAGGAGCUCUGAGGGCCCGCUGAGCGUGGCACUGUCCUGUGGAGGGGGAUCACUGAUCCACAGCUUCUCUCAGGUCCUCCUGCUCAAGGCUGUGCCCACAAGCCAGCGUGAAGCCUCACCCCAACAGUGAGGACACGGUGGGAUCCCAGGAAAGUCAUCUCAGCAGCUGAAACAGAGACACUGCUCAGGUUGGAACAGGGCUGUUUACACCACUCCGCUCAUGACCUGGUAUUUCUAAUCGUGUGACCUGACCCCACAGCCCAGGGGUGUAAACACCACCUCCUGCCUCUCAUGGGCCGGCUGGAAACAGGUGAGAUGUUUCUGGAAACAAGGUGGGAUGUUUACCCCAGCACUGGCUGAAAUGCAUAUUCUCAAGGCUGGGCUUUGAUGAGGCGCUUUAGGGCAUCAGACACUUCUCCAGGACAUAACUGAGAACAGACGCAACUCACUAAGUUUAAAUCUUCCUAAAGUUUUCUAGUCCCUCUUCACUUCUUAAAGACACAGAUAGGAGAAGAAAAAUGUGUUAACAUUCUGACCCUACUUGAGAGAAAAGGUGUGUGAUCCAGUUGUGCAGUACUGGAAAAAAAAACACCUUUAAAUGUGAAAGGACAAGGUAUUUUAUUUACAAAUAUGUUUUGAAUCAAAUUGCUGUUCUUGUAUAGAAAAGUGGGAUAAUCACAUUAAUAUUAUCAAGAACUGCACUUUAGAAAAUUAAUGUUGAUCUAGACAAAGGAAUGAUGCCUGCAGGCAAUAACUGAUGGAUUGGAUUUCCAAUGUUUUUUAUUGAAUCCCAAAUAAAGGCUGUCUUGGAAUAUUUA